This is a messenger RNA of Adineta ricciae, 1965 nucleotides long. The record is from the annotation of a GenBank genome assembly. NCBI's taxonomy places the organism in Eukaryota, Metazoa, Rotifera, Eurotatoria, Adinetida, Adinetidae.
AUGUCAGGUUCAUUUCGAGCAAAAAACGAUAAACAACCAAUUGAACGACGUAGUAGUAUCAGACUUCGUCAUAGAACUGACGAUGACGAUGAAGGCGCUGCGUGGAGCAUUGGUAGUAACGGUGGUUUAAGUCGAUCAAGUCAAGACGAUGGAUUAAAUUUUCAAAAUUUUUCCGUUCAUUCUGAGCAUAUCGAUCGAUUUUCUGAUAAAAAGCUCGAUCGGGAAGAAUAUUUCCAGUUGAUUCAGAAUAAAAAUGGCGAGUAUUCUUACGAUGGAAUCGAAGAAAUUCUACCUGAUUCUGAUGAUGAGCGAAUGGAUGAUGAUGAACGUUUGUAUACCAAUGAUGAUCGAAGUUCUUUCACUCGCGAACAAUUUAUUGAAUACCAACAAUUAAUCAAACUACUUCGUUUUGUCAAAAACGGAGGUCGAUGUACCACGAUUCUAUCCUUAGCUUUGUUACAUGAUCAUAAUUUACACGACCGAAGUGCGUUUUUCGCAUUUAAAGACACGUCAACCAUCAAUGUGUUGUUGAAUUUUCUCGAAAUGUUCGAUCGUGAUCUCAAACUAAACACAUUGUACGUUUUGGAAAAUGCUUGUCAAAACCCAUCAUUCGCUUAUGAAGUCUUUCAUCUUGGAGGAAUCAUGACGAUGAUCGAUAGUAUGUGUUUAGAUCACUUUGGUAUUCAGGAAAGUUGCUCAAUUCUCAUUCAUAUUUUACAAUUUCGACGUGCGAGACGAGUUAUUCGACGUUCCGGUGGAAUUAGCAAAUUAGUAAAAGAUUUUCAUAGAAGAAUCCAUUUUAAUCUGAUUGACAUGACAAAUACGGACUUAACACGUGUCAUUUGCGAAUCUUUGUACUAUUUAUCAUCGGAUUCGAGUCUUCUGCAGUUUAUCUAUCAGUAUGGAUUUAAGAAACUCAAAGAUUUGUUAGAGCAAACGACUGAUUCAUCGAUAUUUUGUUCGAUUAUCAACAUCCUCACUGAAUUUAUUCGAACGAAUGAGAAUCUUUCCAGUGAUAUUGUAUCAAAUAUAAUUAAAUUCCUGCGAAAUUCGUCGAAUUCAUCUUAUUUAUUACGGAUAAUUCAAUCCUUAAACCAAUUAACUAAACAUUCUCAAACAAUUCAGAUCUUUAAACAUGAAAAUCUCUUUCGAGAUUUCAUUUUCUAUUUACAAACGAUCACGAAUCCUGACAUUCUAUCAAACAUUCUCUCCAUCCUUCAACAAUGCGGCAAAGACAAACAAGCGACUAUGAUGAUUGUCGAUAACCAUGGUUUCGAGGAGCUUUGGACUUUGUUCAAAUUAGCUUCAUUACCAAUUCAAAUAGCUUCCGGUUGGACAAUUCAAAAUUGCCUCGUUUCCCUUGAAAAUCACGGUGAAUUGAUUCGUUCGUUCGAUGGAAUUUUCUAUUUAAUUCUGCAGACAUUAUCAACAGAGAGCAUUGAUUUACUUGGUGUGACUCUGUCGAUUAUAGCUGAAAUUGUUAAAGAUGAAUAUAAUCUUGAGAUUUUAACAGAUCUCGGUAUCGUGACAAAACUUUGUCAACUGAAUUCUCUCGACAAUUCGCAAUUGAGUAAACCAUUUUGUGAUGCUCUGGCCAAUCUAUCAGAUUUACCGAGAAAUCAAAAACAAUUCGGCAGUCGUCGUGUUAUCCUUGCUCUGAAAAGCUAUUUUAAACAGCAAAAUUCUCAAUUAUUUCGACCGUUGACAAAAGCGAUAUACGAUCUUUCACUCAUUCCAUCGAAUUGCGUUCUUCUGCAUGACGUCGGGAUCGCAUCGGAACUUCUUCGAUUGAUUGGCGAUGACGAUCCAAUCGUUCAAGAGAAAGCGGCGAAUGCUUUGCGAAAUAUGCGGCAAUUGCUUGAUGAUAACAGACAAGUAGAACGAACUCUGAAUAAAGAAAUUAAUCGAACAUCGACACAAAAACUGAUCGAUAAACGAGAGAAAUGUCUUCUCAUGUCUCAAUGA